Molecule: messenger RNA, 1704 nt
Organism: Aureococcus anophagefferens
Lineage: Eukaryota; Pelagophyceae; Pelagomonadales; Pelagomonadaceae
Exons: 2
Source: RefSeq, a predicted model, not a curated record
AUGAGCACUUCGUGCGCCACGUCGCCGCCGCGCUGCCCUCGGCGGGCCGCUCGCCGCCGCGCGGGCGACGGCCGGAGCGUGUCCUACGCGGACGGCGUCUUCCCGGCCGACGGCCGGCGCCGCGCCGCGGACCCGCGGCGGCCGCCGCCGGGCUCGCCGCGGCGCUCCCAGCCCCAGCCCUGGUUCGCGCGGCGCGCGUCGCCGCGGCGGCCCGCGUCCGCGCCGACGUGGCGCGACGACGGCGCCGCCGACCGGCGCCGGCCCGCGUCGCCGCGCGCGGCGCCGCGGUGGCGCGACGGCGACGGCGGCGACGACGACCCGGACAAGACCUUCUUCGAGCUCUCCCUGUCGCCCGCGCGCAACGCGCGCCGGUCGCCGCGGCGCCGCGCGCGCUUCGCCGAGCCCCCGUCGCGCGACCGCACGCCGUCGCCGAAGCCCGCGGCGGCGCUCGAGGCCUGGGACGUGACGUCGGACCGCCGGUCGCGCGGCCGGCUCCCGGCCGCCGCGAGCCCGCCGCGCCACGCCGGCGCCGGCGCGCCGCCCGUCUUCGGCGCGCCGGGCCCCGACGACCACCUCUUCGCCGGCGCGCCGCCCCCGGCGGCGAAGCGGGCGACCGCGCGGGGCUUCGACGACACGUGGGCGUGCCCCGUCUGCUUCUACGGCGACAACAAAAAGGGCGCCGACGCCUGCACCAUCUGCCGGAGCCCGAACCCGGCGAGCGCCGACGCCGUCGUCUACGUCACCUGCCCGGCCUGCGGCCACCACAACCGGCGCUUCGGGGAGGACCAGAAGUGCGAGAUCUGCGACCUCGAGCUCAUGUCGUCGCGGUCCGCGCGCGCGCUCGCGUCGAGCGUCGCCAAGCCGGAACGCGCGGUCCCCUGGACGCGGCCGGACCCGAAGGACCACGGCGGCUGGCGCGGCCUCGACGAGUCCGACGACGACGACGACGCCUACCCGCGCGCGCCGCCCUGCUGCUACGGCUGCGGCUGGAACAGCACGAUCGUGUCCGACGGGUGGAACCACGACGGCCGGAGGGUCGUCGGCAUCUCCAAGGAUGACUGGGUGAUGGGCCCCACGCUCAAGUGCAAGACGUGCGAGCGCAAGUGCAACGCGCGCCGGUCGAGGGCGCCCGAGGAGAAGAAGGAGGACAAGGAGUUCAUGAAGGUCUUCAUGAAGGGCUACCGCUACAAGUUCGAGUCCUACAGCGUCGAGUCCGUGCGGCUGUACGAGGAGAAGUACCCCGGCUUCAUGGCCAAGCAAGACUUCGUCAUCACCACCAGGAGAACCGCCAUGACGCGCACGCUCGCCGAUAUCGUGAGGCCGCUCGUCAACUCGGGCAUGAACCCGAACAACAUCUCGAACCUGCUCGCCGAGACGAAGGACCUGGCGCUCACGCGGAGCCUGCUCAACGCGACGGGCGCCAUCUCCGACGCCACGGCGCCGGGCCAGCACACGCUCGCGACCGCGCUGAACCGCGCGAACCUGGGCAACUUCGUCGACGAGGUCAUGAAGUUCCAGACGUGCUCGCCGGGCCACAAGCUCGUCCGGCGCUUCGUGGUCGACGCGUCGGAAGCGGUGUGCCACUCCCAGUUCAGCUUCCGCGAGAAGAAGGUCGGCGGCGCGAUCAUCGCCAUCGACCACACGCUCAAGACCCUCAAGGGCCAGAAGGUCGCCCAGGAGAAGGUCUCGAAGAACCGGCUCACG